CCAGCACAACAGAUCAUGUACCGCACCAAGAAUGUGCUCCAUUGCAGCUUCAACGGGAGCGACCCCGUCGGGCAGGUCGUGCCGGUGACCAUCUUCAUAUCUUCAGAGGCCGACUUGGAAUGGUUCAAUGUCACAGCGCCAGACCCAACGUACUUGGAGCAGAUUGUGGAUCUGUUGCAAGGCCCUGACGAGUGGCCGGCACUGCUGGCCCAAGUCCUCGCGUUGGAUCAACCCCCGACAAAGAAGGCCGAUGUGAGCGCUCGUACAGAACACGUACUCCCCCACAUCAAGUUCACAUACGAAGUGCGUCGCAACGCGCGAGGCUACAACAUGUUACUGUCGCGCUCGAAGACGUGCUUUGCUCCGCGACCCAUGGCAUCCUUUGAGGUGGUCGUGUGGUGCGUUCCAAAGCGUAGCAGCGUCUCGGCACAUCCUAUUGCCAGUGCCAAGCUACCCACUCCUCCUUCACUCUCCAACUUAAUCUCCAUCGACAACGAUUAA
Aphanomyces astaci is the source of this 501-nucleotide messenger RNA. RefSeq lists its product as hypothetical. The coding region runs from base 16 to 501 and encodes 161 amino acids. The transcript has a single exon. The record is from RefSeq and is a predicted model, not a curated record. NCBI's taxonomy places the organism in Eukaryota, Oomycota, Saprolegniomycetes, Saprolegniales, Verrucalvaceae.